Carya illinoinensis is the source of this 1583-nucleotide messenger RNA. RefSeq lists its product as uncharacterized. The record is from RefSeq and is a predicted model, not a curated record. The transcript has 2 exons. Bases 958 to 1419 code for a protein of 153 amino acids. NCBI's taxonomy places the organism in Eukaryota, Viridiplantae, Streptophyta, Magnoliopsida, Fagales, Juglandaceae.
UUAAAUGUUCUAUUUGAACUGGAUCUUCUUCAAUCCAGCAACAUUCCUCAUCUAAAUUUAGAGCCAUUUUUGCUAAAUUGUGCGCCACUACAUUACUUUCUCUAUGUAUAAGAUUCAAGGACCAUCUGUCAUACCUUCUCAAUACUGUUCUAAAAUCCAUAAUUAUUUGUCCACAUUCUGAUUCAUCUAAUUCUGUUGCAGAAUUAAUUCUAUCUAUCACAUUCUUUGCAUCUUCUUAUCAAAUUAUAUCCCAAAAGCCCAAUUCCUUACACAUCUCCAUCGACCUCCAAAGAGCAUGACACUCAGCCAGGAAAUGGGAGACUGCCAGUUUCCUUGGAGUGCAUAUUGUAGCCAUCUCCUGAAUUAUUCCUCACUAUUAUCCCCAGACCUAUCUUCUUAUUCUCCAUAUCCACUGCCGCAUCACAAUUCACUUUGCAACAAUUACCCACUGGUUUCUGGGCUGUUUGCUAGCCUCAAUUUCACAAAGAACUUAUAAAAAUAAAAAAAUUUAUAGAGAACUAAACGCUUGUGGAACUCACUUUUAAAGGAUAUUAAAACUUUGGCAAAUUCCAAAAAGCAGAGGAUACAAAUAAAAGGAGAAAAUCUUGGCUUCAAAUCCGGUAUAAUUAAGGACAAAGUGUGAUCUCAUUCUCAUCUAGGGCUGAAAGAGUAAAAAAUGAUGGAUCCAGUCAAUCUAUUAUUCCACAGAAAAUAAGGGUAGUCAAGGCUAAUACGAAACUGAUUUACCCAAAAACAAUCCACUUUUCUUGAACUGCAACCUUCGCUCCCUCCCCCGGCCCCCUCUUCCCCCACCUCUCUCUCUCUCUCUCUCUCUCUCUCUCUGUGACACACACACACACGAACACUCUGACUUUCAUUCUUUUAGAUUCGUAUUUCCAUUGCUUUUCAUAUUCUCUCUUUUCAUUCUUCCUUUUUCUGCCAAGGAGAAAAAUAAAAAUGUAUAGAUCGGCGAGCUGGAGCCGCGUCUCUGACGGCGACGAUUACUUUAAGCAUGGACCCUCACCUUCGACGAAGGAGUCGCUGAGCAUGCAGAGAUUGUCAGCUUCGUUUGAAAGCAAUAAUGAGUUGCCUGUCUAUGACCCUAUCGCGGAGUUGGCUAAGAAAGAGAGGGCACGCGUCAAGUUUGCAGAGAAUGCCGUGCAUGUCAUACCCUUUGUCCUGCUUCUCUGCGCCACUGUUCUCUGGUUCUUCUCUAAUCCGGAAGUGGACGUGGGAAUCAGAGGAGAUUCAGCAGCGGCAAGAAUCGAAGGAUUGACACUCGAAGGAGAAUUUGAUAAUGAUAGUGAUGGCACUCAAACGGGUGCUUUGCCGAGACUGGAUUUUGGGGGUAUAGACUCACCGAAACAACUCGAAGGUCGCAAAGGUCCAAUCAAAUUGGCCCACAGAUCUUUCAAAUGAUGCCUCCGUGGGUAACGCAUGACACUGCUAUGUUUUAACUUUUUGCCUACAUUUUGCCCUUAAAAAAAAAAAAAAAAAAGAGAGGUUGCUACGACAUUGUUUUUCUCUCAGCAGAAUCUAUAGGGACGGCAAUGGAAUAAAUAUUUUGUGUCGUGGAUUAUCAA